AUGGAUUGUGCACUCAAGGUUUUGCUGCUGGCUGCCCUGAUUCUGCUGGUUUCUGCCCAGAAUGGCUAUAGAAACUUGCCUUAUGUACAACAAAAAUAUGUAGACAAAGCACUGGAAAAGGCAAACCAGGACCUUGGAGGGAAUUCUCACAUUGCUUUUCAGUCACUCAAAGGCAUCCCGAAUACUAUGAAAAGCAGCUUCUAUGUCAAUGCCCAUCUGAUAGUCACACCAUGCAAGAAGGCUUCUCCAAACGCAUAUGAGCACCGAGAUGAUUGUGUUACACAAAAACCAAAUACGCCCAUAAUCGACUGUCUUGUGUGUAAGACAAAAGAUGGUCAAGAACUGGUUGACUGUGCCAGGUUGAUGGAUGUCAAUAAUGGAAAACGCAAAGAAAUUCGAGAUAACUGUGAGAAAUAUUUCCCUUCAGGAGGAGUCAUCAUAGGUCUGCAGAAGCCACAAUUUCUGGAUGAUGUGAAGUAG
Molecule: messenger RNA, 480 nt
Organism: Neoarius graeffei (lesser salmon catfish)
Lineage: Eukaryota; Metazoa; Chordata; Actinopteri; Siluriformes; Ariidae
Product: cystatin-like protein
Exons: 4
Coding region: 1-480 (159 amino acids)
Source: RefSeq, a predicted model, not a curated record